AUGGCUCUGACAAAGGCAACAAUUAUCUCAGGAAAAGCACUUGCGGCACAAAUACACAAAGAAGUUCAGAGGGAUGUGGAAUCCUGGUUGUCUCUUGGAAAUCAAAGACCACAUCUUAGUGUAAUACUAGUGGGUAACAACCCUGCAAGUCAGACAUAUGUAAAGAACAAGAUAAAAGCUGCAAGCUCUGUAGGAAUUUCAAGUGAAGUGAUACUGAGACCAAAUAAUAUUUCCCAAGAAGAAAUAUUAAAUGUUAUAGCUAAGUUUAAUCAGGAUGCCAGUGUGAGUGGAGUCUUAGUACAACUACCUCUGCCAGAGCACAUCAAUGAACGGGCUAUCUGCAAUGCUGUUGCACCAGAAAAGGAUGUUGAUGGCUUUCACAUUGUUAAUAUUGGAAGACUUUGUCUGGAUCAAUACUCUAUAAUACCUGCUACUGCUGGAGCUGUGUGGGAAAUUAUUAAAAGAACAGGGAUUGAAACGUUUGGAAAAAAUGUGGUGGUGGUGGGCCGAUCUAAGAAUGUUGGUAUGCCAAUAUCAAUGCUGCUACACACAGAUGGAAGACAUGAGAGGCCUGGGGGAGAUGCUACUGUGACAAUUACACAUCGAUACACCCCUAAAGAUCACUUGAAGAGCCACACUCAGUUAGCAGAUAUCAUCAUAGUGGCUGCAGGUAUUCCAAAACUUAUCACUGCUGAUAUGAUUAAAGAAGGUGCUGCUAUUAUUGAUGUUGGAAUUAAUCAUAUUGAAGAUCCAGUCUCAGGAAAAUCAAUAUUAGUAGGUGAUGUGGACUAUAAAGAAGUGAAGGAGAAAGCAGGAUUUAUUACACCAGUUCCAGGAGGUGUUGGACCAAUGACCGUUGCAAUGCUCCUAAAGAACACUUUAAUGGCUGCCAAGAAACUAAUAUACUAG
Molecule: messenger RNA, 909 nt
Organism: Bombina bombina (fire-bellied toad)
Lineage: Eukaryota; Metazoa; Chordata; Amphibia; Anura; Bombinatoridae
Gene: MTHFD2L
Product: methylenetetrahydrofolate dehydrogenase (NADP+ dependent) 2 like
Exons: 8
Coding region: 1-909 (302 amino acids)
Biological process (GO): tetrahydrofolate interconversion
Cellular component (GO): mitochondrion
Molecular function (GO): methenyltetrahydrofolate cyclohydrolase activity; methylenetetrahydrofolate dehydrogenase (NADP+) activity; methylenetetrahydrofolate dehydrogenase (NAD+) activity
Source: RefSeq, a predicted model, not a curated record